UUAUAUUGGCUAGAAGCUGAAGUCCUCACUAGGACCAGUGAGAUUAAGCCAGGAACAUUAAUGUCGGUCAAAUCCGACGAUCCAUAUACCUUGUGGCACCGUCGCUUCGGACACGCCAGGAAGAAAUCAGUUGUUCAACUACCUGGUAAUGUCAAAGGCGUCCUGGAUAAAAUCUCAGCUCCAACCAGGGAUACUCCCUGUGAUGGGUGCAAAUUCGGGAAGUCUCGUCGCGAUGCUUUUCCUGCGUCUGACAGUUGUGCAGAUCAUCCCCUCGACUUAAUUCACAUGGAUCUUGUCAAAUAUCCGUCGUUAUCACUCGACGGGUACAAGUUUGCCCUUACCACCCUCGACGACUAUUCCUCAUUUUACUAUUCCUCAUUUGGUUUGGUCUGGUAUCUGAAACGGAAGUCUGACGCCUUCUCUGCCUUCAAGCAAUUUGUCACUUGGGCGGAAACACAGGCCGAGCGCAAGCUCAAGGCUAUACGUUUGAACCGUGGAGGGGAGUUUUUAGGCCGUGAAUUCAACGAUUUCCUAGCAGAACGCGGAAUAGAGCGUCAACUCUCAGUGGCGCGAACACCACAACAGAACGGCAGAGCAGAAUGCUGGCAACAAACCAUACAGAAUAAGGCGGAAGCUAUGCGACAUCAUGCUGGCAUGACGUCUGGGUUCUGGAAGCUAGCAUCAGAGACCGCAGUACAUAUAUAUAAUCGACAACCUCUGCGCUGUCAUCAAUGGAAGCCACCCAUCACUAAAUGGAAUGGCACUGUUCCGGACGUAUUGUACUUUCGAGUAUGGGGCUGCAAAGCCUAUGUCCACACACAUAAGGAUGUGAGGGUCAAUAAGUUACAGCCAAAGGCUAAAGUCAUGAUCUUCAUCGGAUACAAAAUUGGUACAAAGGGUUACCGAUUCUGGGAUCCAACUGCCUGGACCAUCGUUGUGUCACGCGACGUCACCUUCGAUGAGUCUUCCUUCCCCAAGCGAGACGAUAGGCCUCGUGAGCCUGGAAUGUCUCAAGAUCCACUUCCACCUGUUCUACCCGACCUGCCAAACCCAGACCUAACCAGUCCGGAUGACUUCACACCUGAUGAUCAUUCCCCAGACAAUGCACAUCCACAACCGCGGCAAGACGAACCGCAACAAGAGGAUGAUGACAAAAUACCAUUUGCUCCUGGUCCACCUUCUGGACCACCUCCACCUCAGAGAGAACACUAUCGUCCUCAUCAGAGCGGACAAGCCAGUCCAUCUCGUCAGGCAGCACCA
Molecule: messenger RNA, 1260 nt
Organism: Phanerochaete carnosa HHB-10118-sp
Lineage: Eukaryota; Fungi; Basidiomycota; Agaricomycetes; Polyporales; Phanerochaetaceae
Exons: 3
Biological process (GO): DNA integration
Molecular function (GO): nucleic acid binding
Source: RefSeq, a predicted model, not a curated record